Molecule: messenger RNA, 3159 nt
Organism: Stegastes partitus (bicolor damselfish)
Lineage: Eukaryota; Metazoa; Chordata; Actinopteri; Pomacentridae
Gene: scyl3
Product: SCY1-like, kinase-like 3
Exons: 14
Coding region: 282-2609 (775 amino acids)
Biological process (GO): protein phosphorylation
Molecular function (GO): protein kinase activity; ATP binding
Source: RefSeq, a predicted model, not a curated record
UUACAGCGCAGCUUUGGCUCCACGUUAGCAUCGCUGGUUCAACAAGCGGGGACUGAAAGUAGCUUGUCCUCUUAUUCUUUAGCAGUUAAGAGAAUCUUGUGAAAUCGUUUUCUCGUUUUUGUGCUACACUGUGAACUAGCCUGAGUGUUUGGAGGCGGAAGAGCGGCAGCAAUGAGGAGCUGGCUAACGUAGCGCCGAGGUUAGCCAGCUAGCCAGCUAGCAGCAGCAGCUAACGUCUCACUCAGCAUCCAGCGCAGUGAAACAGGAACCACCGCGGCCCCAUGGGUGCGGAGAGCAGCGCGGUGCGGAGCUGCACCCUGGAGGAGCCGCUCCUCACUCUGCCCUCCGGACUCACCAUGUACUCGGCGGUGCUCCAGGAUGCGAAGCCCGCUUCUGUGUUUGUUCACAAGCGGGGCAAUGAAGACAAAGUCAACAAAGCUGCCAAGCACCUGAAGACACUGAGGCAUCCAUGUCUGCUGCGCUUCCUGUCCUGCUCGGUGCAGGAUGGCGGCAUCCACCUGGUAACUGAGCAUGUGCAGCCCCUGGAGCUGUUGCUGGACAGCCUCUCCCCAGAGGAAAUCUGUGCAGGCAUCUACGACUUGCUGCAGGCGCUGGUCUUUCUGCACGAGAGGGGUAAAUCGAGCCACAACAACGUCUGUAUUUCAUCUGUGUUCGUCAGUGAAGACGGCCAUUGGAAGCUGGGAGGGAUGGAGACUGUCUGCAAGUUCUCUGAAGCAACUCCUGAGUUUCUCACGAGCAUUCAGAAUGCGAGGGAAGCCAGCUGUGUUCCUCCUGAAGAGCAGGCUGAGGGCUUUAAAAUGCUUCCGGAUAAACACGCCCACUCUCGGGACUGUUACUCCUUUGGAAUGACGGUGGAGGCCCUGGUUCCUCUCCUGAAUGGCUAUGUGUCACAGGAGCUGUCUGACAGCCUGACCAAGACCCUGCAGGCCGGCCCGCUCAACUCGGACCCGUUGUCUCGACCUCCGCUCAGCUCCUUGCUGACUCACGACUUCUUCAGGAACGACUUCCUGGAAGUGAUGAAUUUUCUGAAAAGCCUGACCCUGAAGACGGAGGAAGAAAAGAAUGAGUUCUUUAAGUUUCUUUUAGACCGGGUCCAGAGCCUUCCUGAAGAGCUCAUGGCAGCGCGCCUCGUUCCCAAACUCCUCAACUCUCUCGUUUUUGCAGAACCCAUGGCUGUCAAAAGCUUCCUGCCUCAUCUUCUAAGGCCAAAGAAGGAUCCCAGUGGGGGUGGUAGCAGCGAGGACUGCCUGCUGUCUGUGUCCCUGUACCGUAAACAUGUGAUUCCCCAGCUUCUGAAGCUCUACAAGGUCAAUGAAGAACACGUCCGGAUCGUGCUGCUGGCUCACAUCCACAUCUACGCCGAGUUCUUCUCCCACGAUGAACUCAAAAACCAGAUCCUACCUCAGGUUUUGUUGGGGAUGAGAGACACCAGUGAUUCUCUGGUUGCCAUGACGCUGCAGAGUCUGGCGGUGCUGGUGCCCCUGCUGGGGGCUCAGGUGGUCGUUGGCGGAGAGAGAACCAAGGUCUUUAAACGCACCACGCCCAACUUCACCAAGUCGACAGAAGUCACCCCUGAAACUUCACCUGUCCAUAUCGUUGGAGGCUCCCACCCUCAGAUGGCCCAGCCUUCCAAAGUACUGAAUCUGUUCCCUCGACCGACAGGGACUGAAGGCUUGGUUCUCGGUCACAUGGCUAACUUAGCAGGCACUAGGGACACACCGAGGGCGAUCGCACCAAUAUCAGACGUCAGCAGACAGAUGUCUCUACCCUUGAAUGGCUUUGGUCAGGACAGCGCCAUGGAGCCGCUGUCGUACAGCCCAGAGCGGCCCAACGGACUGGAAGGCACCGUGGAAGACUGGCCUGACUGGAAUGACCCCGAGGAGAGCGAGAAAAGAGACGGACAGUCGGUCCAGAUCCACAUUCAGGCCUCAAAGACAGUUGAACCGGUCGGCGGCAGACUCACGCUCGCUCAUCAGAACACAGAAGAGGAGCCGUGGGAUGACUUCGAGGACACUGAACCUACCUCAGAUCUGUCCCCCACAGCUCCCUUAUCAGACCCGGUCAUACUUAUGCCACCCAGAGGGGGCACAUCUGCAAAACAUGCCCCCGAAGCACAGAGACUGGGCUCCUCCAAACCCCUUAAACUGACCUCAACACUGCGACAAUCGACACCGAGCAAGACCUCUUCCUCGUGGGACAGCGGCUGGACUCAGGAGGAAAUUGACUCUCAGAAAUCACACAACUCAUCCAACUCCACGCCCAAACCUGCAGUGCCACAGAAGAAUGGUGGGAUAGGAGACCUGGGGGAGGAGUUCACCAUCAAGGUGAAGAAAAAGGUAGCGGCAGACCCGGAGCUGGAUCUGUUUGCAGACAUGGUGCCUGACAUCAAGCUGUCCUCUCCGGUUCUGCUGCCGCUGGAGGAGAGCAGCGCGUCAUCUUCAGACAACGCCGGAUGUCUGCAGGUCGACGCAUCCAUCGAUACUUUAACACUCACUGCCAAGUUUGCAGCGGCCAACAUCGCUGAGACUGAAACAGAUGGCUGGGGAGACGGAGAUGACCUGAACUGGGAGGAUGAGAGCGCCUGGUAAUGACGUCUGAUGCAUCAUUUCCAUCUGGAUCGAAAGACUAAACCACUGGAAAACUCCAUGCACCACAUCUGGAGGGCCACUUCUCAGCAGACCAGGAACGUGGAAGUAGCUUCUCAUUUGACACGAUGCAGUAAGAACGAUGACGACUGGGACGGCCUGAGACUUUUUGUAGUCCGUUCUCCGCCGUUUAUUAUCACUAACGUUCGUGAUGAGAACGUGCGUUGGAACCGGACCAGCUGGCUGCUGAUCAGAUGGUGCUGGACUUGGACACUAGAAGCCAUUCGUACAUGUUUGCCAAUUGAUAUUAUUCACCUCAACGUGAUCUUGCUCAGAGGUGAAUGUCAUCCUGUUUGCAUCUGCUCUCUUCUAAUUUGUUGUAAACGUGCCAACUUCACUACUGGCAUUAAGAUGCAUUUGUUGGCAAGACGUGUCCAGAAGGAAUCAGGUUUGAUUAGCAGAAGGCUUGCACUUUGAAUGAAUGUGAAAUAGGAAUUACAUAAUUUAUUCGUAGCGUUUUGGUUGCUGGUGAAAUAAACAUUUUCCUGUACCA